Messenger RNA from Corythoichthys intestinalis (scribbled pipefish), 526 nucleotides. Its product is annotated as ADP-ribosylation factor-like protein 8. Gene Ontology annotation, biological process: anterograde axonal transport. Gene Ontology annotation, cellular component: lysosomal membrane. Bases 72 to 407 code for a protein of 111 amino acids. The transcript is spliced from 2 exons. The record is from RefSeq and is a predicted model, not a curated record. NCBI's taxonomy places the organism in Eukaryota, Metazoa, Chordata, Actinopteri, Syngnathiformes, Syngnathidae.
UUCAGAGCUGGAAAAGCCCAACCAAUCAUCUGACAGGGAGGGAAGAGGCGAAGCACCACCGACUUCCCAAGAUGCUGGCACUAAUAAACCGGCUUUUAGACUGGUUCAAGUCUUUAUUUUGGAAGGAAGAGAUGGAGCUGACCCUGGUCGGCCUCCAGUAUUCGGGAAAAACGACGUUCGUCAACGUAAUUGCCUCUGACAAAACCCUAAUUGGAGUGAUGGUUGAUGAGAUGAAGAGGCUGCUGAGGAAGCUGAUGUCCAAAUUUGUGCAAAUGGAUGUGAUCAGGAAAGCUGAGGAUAUCCUAGAUGUUGAUUACAGGAACAAGGAGAUCUGGCAUGACACAGGCAACAUAGCAGUAUCACAUGAUGCCAGACAAUACAUGGAGCAAGUUGAAGACUAUCUCUGAUGCCACCAAAAAGAGGUUCUUUGACAGUGUAGUUAAUUUUUACACAAGUGUUGUGACCAAAAUGAACUUGAAAAAAAAUGGUUGCAUUUUGUCUUAGCGAUUGUCGCGCGCGCGCGCGU